Messenger RNA from Gorilla gorilla gorilla (western lowland gorilla), 1042 nucleotides. RefSeq names its product mitochondrial ribosomal protein L2 (gene MRPL2). Gene Ontology annotation, molecular function: RNA binding; structural constituent of ribosome. Lineage: Eukaryota; Metazoa; Chordata; Mammalia; Primates; Hominidae. The transcript has 6 exons. Gene Ontology annotation, cellular component: ribosome; mitochondrial large ribosomal subunit. Gene Ontology annotation, biological process: mitochondrial translation. The record is from RefSeq and is a predicted model, not a curated record. The coding region runs from base 146 to 823 and encodes 225 amino acids.
UCAGGUAGGAAAGGAGGUGUGUGUCCAGCUUGGGCUCCAGUUUUCUGCCCGCCUCCUUUUACGUUAUUGCGGAGCGACGGCGCCGGACAGUCAACGUCAUCUAGGAGCACCGAGCAGCUUGGCUAAAAGUAAGGGUGUCGUGCUGAUGGCCCUGUGGGCACUGACCCGCGCUCUGCGCUCUCUGAACCUGGGGCCCCCGACCGUCGCCGCCCCUGCCCCGAGUCUGUUCCCCGCCGCCCAGAUGAUGAACAAUGGCCUCCUCCAACAGCCCUCUGCCUUGAUGUUGCUCCCUUGCCGCCCAAUUCUUACUUCUGUGGCCCUUAAUGCCAACUUUGUGUCCUGGAAGAGUCGUACCAAGUACACCAUUACACCAGUGAAGAUGAGGAAGUCUGGGGGCCGAGACCACACAGGCCAAAUCCGGGUGCAUGGUAUUGGCGGGGGCCACAAGCAACGUUAUCGAAUGAUUGACUUUCUGCGUUUCCGGCCUGAGGAGACCAAGUCAGGACCCUUUGAGGAGAAAGUUAUCCAAGUCCGCUAUGAUCCCUGUAGGUCAGCAGACAUAGCUCUGGUUGCUGGGGGCAGCCGGAAACGCUGGAUCAUCGCCACAGAAAACAUGCAGGCUGGAGAUACAAUCUUGAACUCUAACCACAUAGGCCGAAUGGCAGUUGCUGCUCGGGAAGGGGAUGCACAUCCUCUUGGGGCUCUGCCUGUGGGGACCCUCAUCAACAACGUGGAAAGUGAGCCAGGCCGGGGUGCCCAAUAUAUCCGAGCUGCAGGUGCUGGAAACGUGCGUAGCAACAGUAGGCCGAGUAUCCAACGUUGAUCAUAACAAACGGGUCAUUGGCAAGGCAGGUCGCAACCGCUGGCUGGGCAAGAGGCCUAACAGUGGGCGGUGGCACCGCAAGGGGGGCUGGGCUGGCCGAAAGAUUCGGCCACUACCCCCCAUGAAGAGUUACGUGAAGCUGCCUUCUGCUGCUGCCCAAAGCUGAUAUCCCUGUACUCUAAUAAAAUGCCCCCCCCCCCCUCCUGUUUUAAUCUGUUA